Clonostachys solani is the source of this 822-nucleotide messenger RNA. Lineage: Eukaryota; Fungi; Ascomycota; Sordariomycetes; Hypocreales; Bionectriaceae. The record is from the annotation of a GenBank genome assembly.
AUGGUCCAACUCUAUAGUAUUUUGGCACUAGGUCUAUCCCUAGUAUAUACUGCCUCGGCGGCUUGCAACUAUGGAACUGCAGACUUCCCUCGGGAGCCUAAUGUUCCCAUUGGCGCUUUCGGAUAUACAGGUCUUGAUGGUCCUCUGAACUGGUACUCUCUCAACAAGUCAGCGAACAUACUCUGCGCGGAGGGCCACUUUCAGUCACCUAUCAAUCUCAACUCUUCCAUUCCUGUUGCUCCGGGAAAUCGUAGUCUCACUCUCAACAUCACGAGCUACGCGGAGGGUGCCGAGUUCGAGAACCUGGGAACGACUCUUGAAGUGCCUGCCAAUGGUACUUUCACAACAGCGAACAACACGUACAACCUGGCGCAAUUCCACUUCCAUACCCCUAGUGAACACCGGAUUGACCUAGAAUAUUACCCCAUGGAGCUCCACUUCGUUUUCCAGGCAGCAGACAAGUCCAUCGCUGUUGUCGCGUUUGUAAUUGGGCUAGGCCCUGCUGAUCCUCUUCUUACGUCUGUGUUCGAGUAUGCUGUUGGGGCUGCCACACCAGGGGAAGCAACACUCACAGGCCCCUUGGUGUUCGCAGAUCUCGAGGAUCACUUCAGCUCUAGCAAUGUGUUUGAAUAUUCUGGCUCUUUAACUACACCUCCGUGUUCAGAAAACGUGCUCUGGUACGUCAGCGCCCAGCCUUUGACGGUUGAUCAGGGCACAUAUACAAAAGUGAAAAGGAUAUUGAAGUUCAACUCGCGAUACACGCAAAAUACUCCUGGAGGCAUGGAUCUUCUCCAGAACAGUGCGAAUGCCAUAAAUUCCUAG